CGGCUACAGACCAAACGUCACCUAGAAGCAGUGAAUUGCGGGACACCAAGAGUUUCAGCGGGGCAAGUUUUUGCUGCUGGUCCUGAAACGACACAGGAAAGAUGGCGGACGACCCGAGCGCAGCAGACAGGAACGUGGAAAUCUGGAAGAUUAAGAAGUUGAUCAAAAGCCUUGAAGCUGCUAGGGGGAAUGGCACCAGUAUGAUUUCCCUUAUUAUUCCCCCAAAAGACCAGAUAUCUCGAGUGGCCAAGAUGUUGGCAGAUGAAUUCGGCACCGCCUCUAACAUAAAGAGCAGAGUCAACCGGCUCUCUGUACUUGGAGCAAUCACUUCAGUACAGCAAAGACUCAAACUCUACAACAAGGUGCCUCCUAAUGGUUUGGUGGUUUACUGUGGUACCAUUGUUACAGAAGAGGGCAAAGAGAAGAAAGUCAACAUUGACUUUGAGCCUUUUAAACCCAUCAACACUUCCCUGUAUUUAUGCGAUAACAAAUUCCACACAGAGGCUCUGACUGCUCUGCUCUCGGACGACAGUAAAUUUGGUUUCAUCGUGAUUGAUGGGAGCGGGGCUCUCUUCGGAACCUUACAGGGGAACACUAGAGAGGUGUUACACAAGUUCACCGUGGACCUGCCCAAAAAACACGGAAGGGGAGGUCAGUCCGCGCUUCGAUUUGCCCGCUUGAGGAUGGAGAAGAGACACAACUACGUGCGUAAAGUAGCAGAGACGGCAGUCCAACUUUUUGUGUCCAACGACAAGGUCAACGUCGCAGGGAUGGUUCUUGCCGGGUCGGCGGACUUCAAGACGGAACUUAGCCAGUCAGACAUGUUCGACCCGAGGUUACAAGCAAAAGUGCUGAAACUGGUAGACAUUUCAUAUGGCGGAGAGAACGGAUUUAAUCAGGCCAUUGAGCUUUCUGCAGAAGUGCUGUCCAAUGUCAAAUUUAUACAGGAGAAGAAGCUAAUAGGGAGGUACUUUGAUGAGAUCAGUCAGGACACGGGAAAAUAUUGUUUUGGUGUGGAGGACACGCUCAAAGCUUUGGAGAUGGGUGCUGUGGAAAUUCUCAUCGUCUAUGAGAAUCUGGACACAAUGCGCUAUGUCCUGCGUUGCCAUGGCGUAGAGAGCAAUUCGUCAGAAAAUGAUGAAAAAACUCUGUAUUUGACACCAGAGCAAGAGAAGGACAAGUCUCACUUCAUAGACAAAGAGACGGGACAAGAGCAUGAGCUCAUAGAGAGCAUGCCGCUGCUGGAGUGGUUCGCCAACAAUUACAAAAAAUUUGGAGCAACACUAGAGAUUGUUACAGACAAGAGCCAGGAGGGGUCACAGUUUGUAAAAGGAUUUGGAGGCAUCGGAGGAAUCUUGCGGUACAGGGUGGAUUUCCAAGGUAUGGAGUACCAGGGAGAUGAUGAUGAGUUCUUUGACUUGGAUGACUACUAGGUAGUCGAGACUGACAAGCAGAAAAAAUUUCAAGCGAGAGGCUUCUCCCUCACCCAAUGGAAAAGAGAGGAAAGAAGAGGGAAUCGGAGAAGAAUUUUAAAGAUGGAAAAAGCGAAAAUCGUACAUAAAACGUAUCCCUGACUUAGAACACGGUGACUUCAUCUUUUGAUUGGAUUCGGACUCGACCAAGUUUGCUCCUCUCCACUAAUGUGUUGCAGCGGCCUGCAAGGUCACGUCCCCUCUCUGCCUGACCUGCCUCAGUGUCCUGAGACAUACUCUGAUAGGCUGUAAAAAAAAAAACAAAAAAAAAAAAUCUAUUUUCUCUAUUGUUACUCUGCUCUUACCUUUCCUUUUUCGUUUUUUACUGGCGUCUGCAGCUAUACAUUUUAUGAGUUUAUGAUAUACUUUUUU
Messenger RNA from Chanos chanos (milkfish), 1844 nucleotides. Its product is annotated as eukaryotic peptide chain release factor subunit 1. The record is from RefSeq and is a predicted model, not a curated record. The coding region runs from base 102 to 1433 and encodes 443 amino acids. Gene Ontology annotation, biological process: translational termination. NCBI's taxonomy places the organism in Eukaryota, Metazoa, Chordata, Actinopteri, Gonorynchiformes, Chanidae. The transcript is spliced from 11 exons. Gene Ontology annotation, molecular function: translation release factor activity.